UCCCUUCCCUGUUCCAUGUUUUUUCCUCCCCCCCCCCCUUCAUCUGGAUAUCUGAGGACAGCUGGGAAUGGUGAGGAAGAAAUCCUGCCGCACUGUAACCUGCAGGUUUUUACCUACACCUGUGAUGUGGGAAAGAGGGAGAAUGUCUACUUGACGGCCGAAAGGGUCCGCAAGGAGGUUGGCGAGGUCUCAGUCCUGGUGAAUAAUGCCGGUGUGGUCUCGGGGCAUCACCUUCUGGAAUGUCCUGAUGAGCUCAUCGAGAGAACCAUGAUGGUCAAUUGCCACGCACACUUCUGGACCACGAAGGCUUUCCUUCCUACGAUGCUAGAAAUUAAUCAUGGUCAUAUCGUGACAGUUGCGAGUUCCUUGGGAUUGUUCAGUACCGCCGGAGUAGAGGAUUACUGUGCCAGUAAAUUUGGAGUCGUGGGUUUCCAUGAAUCCCUGAGCCACGAGUUAAAGGCUGCUGAAAAGGAUGGGAUUAAAACAACGUUGGUUUGCCCUUAUCUGGUCGACACGGGCAUGUUCAGAGGCUGUCGGAUCAGGAAGGAAAUUGAGCCAUUCCUGCCCCCUCUGAAGCCCGAUUACUGUGUGAAGCAGGCCAUGAAGGCCAUCCUCACCGACCAGCCCAUGAUCUGCACACCCCGCCUCAUGUACAUGGUGACCUUCAUGAAGAGCAUCCUCCCUUUCGAAGCCGUCGUGUGCAUGUACCGGUUCCUAGGAGCAGACAAGUGUAUGUACCCCUUUAUCGCUCAAAGAAAACAAGCCACAAACAAUAACGAAGCAAAAAACGGAAUCUAAGAAGCUUCUUUUGUGCGGAAUAUCACCAUCAAGAUGUUUCAGUCCGAUCCACAGCCGCGUUACCCACAUUCUCUGGAUUCGAAAUCAUGUCGACUUUUUUUUUUUUUUUUAAAUCCACUUUUUAAAAAAAAAAUAAAGUGUAGAUUCACCGACUAGAGGACUUGGAAAAUGGGAUCCGCGAAAGCGAGCUCACGUUGUUGCCAAUGGGGUCCUUUCUGGGCAGAAUCCCCAAAACCAGUCACAUCUUUUAGACAAGCACUGUGUGACAUUUCCAGGCUACCGUUAUUUUUUUUUUAAUGAGCAGAAAGUCUAGAGAUGAUAACAACAGUGUGUUUCAUGUGCGUGGUUUUUCCUAAUCCCCAUAGAGUUUAUUAAUUCUUGUCCUUAAACUCUAGCCAGUUGACACCCUUGCAACUUCAAGGACUGAUAGCGCUCUAUUUUCUCAUGUUUUCUAAGUUUCGGCUUUGCAAAGCCUGGGUGGCUUUUCCAUGGUGAUUGUGUGUGUACAGCGCUUUUCAAAAAGAAUUAUGAAAUCUCCAUCCUUUUGAAUUAAAUGCUAUUUGAUUGUUACAGUAAAGGUGAUCAGGUCUCUUUUUUUAAGGUCACAGCGACUGAGGUAUUAGCCGAAUUUUAAAUUGUAUCUCUGAAAUCUUUCCUUAAGUAUCUAUUACUCUGGAGACCUAGGUAUCAAAAAAAAACAAAAAACCGUACAUUUUCUACCUAUGAAUUUUGCUGCAUACAGAAAGUGCCCUUGCCUCAGGAAGCUGCUGGGUUUCAUUUUUUGGAUGGACUUUAAUCUAGAAUCCACAGCAGCUCUGCAAAGAAAGCGUUCUAAAAAUGGGAACUUUGGCAUUUUAAAAAGUCCCCAUUUUUGUGCCAACUAUGAUUAGUGAGGGGGAAAAUCUUAUCCUCUGGAGUACGUAUGGAAGGGUGUAAAGAUUCUUUUAAAAGUUUUAUUCACCUUGUAGAACCGCAAAUGACAUUUUUACAGUAUUUUUUUGUAAAGCAGACUAUUUUGUGCCUUGAAUUUGGUAAAUGUGUAUUAGUGAAACAUUGUAAAAGUGAACUUCUACCUCUGUAUCUUAAUGUAUACCAUCCACUUGUAAAUUACUAUAAACUAUUAUGUGACUGCCUUUUUUUUUAGAAUGUCUUGUUUAAACAGCGACCAAUGUUUAAGGCUAUUAAAAUAAGCCAUCUUUUACUAAUUAAUUGGGAAGUUUUAUAAAGGACUGAUUAAAUUUAAAGAAUUAACUUACAUGCAACCGAGUGUGUGUUUAUUAGUUAUCAGUAGCGUUGUAGGGAAAAUCAUCAUGGUUUUUGUUUUUUUUUCUCCGUGCCAUAUCCCACCUUAGUUAAAGAAAAGUGUUUGAAUGGGAUAAUGUUCAGGAACAGAUAGACAUUAGCGGCUUAGGGGGCCAUAUACUCAAAUGUCCAAUGUUUCCAUCUGCUAACAUUAGAUCCUUUACAGGGGCUUGUUUAUAUUAAAAGUAGGAAAAUAGAAAGGCUCCCGUGACCUGUGUGUUUGCACCACAGACGAAAUCUGCACUGUACCCACAACUAUUGUCCCCAUCGUUGGUCUUUAUAAGGAACAGUUUCAUGCUAUGUUUGAAGUUCUCUUUAGAGAUGAUAGCCAAGCCCGAGGCCAUUAAAACAACUGAGGCCCUGGCUGCCUCUUCAUUUUCCAUUUGGGAUUGAAAGGACUUGGAAGUAGAAUCCUAACGAGGUGGGCGGAGACAUUUCAGAGGUGGUCCAGGACACCUCCGAGUGAGCCCCGACCGAGCACCCUCAGAACACCCUAGAGAAAUCUGUUCUCCUUUAACCACCCAUUUACCCAUCUCAAGACGAAGGAAAGUCUUCCUUACGUUUACUUUUAUUCUCAUGUGUUGUAAUUUAAGCCUCUUUCUAUUUUUGUUUGUUACUGCCCUUGUAAGAUUGUCCAUCGCUGAGUUCAAUAAACCUAAUUCAUUUAA
Messenger RNA from Hipposideros armiger (great roundleaf bat), 2768 nucleotides. It is a transcript of the gene RDH10, whose product is annotated as retinol dehydrogenase 10. Gene Ontology annotation, molecular function: oxidoreductase activity, acting on the CH-OH group of donors, NAD or NADP as acceptor. The record is from RefSeq and is a predicted model, not a curated record. Gene Ontology annotation, cellular component: lipid droplet. The transcript is spliced from 5 exons. Lineage: Eukaryota; Metazoa; Chordata; Mammalia; Chiroptera; Hipposideridae. Bases 16 to 798 code for a protein of 260 amino acids.